AUCAUAAUAACAAUACAUCAAUCAAUUCAAAAAAAUGUCUUUAUUACGAAAAAUUAUUGUGGAAAAAUUACCAAUAUUACCAAAUGAAUAUCGACGAUAUCGUUUAUUAUCACAAGCUGGUCAAGAUUUACAAUAUGUUUUGGAUCAAAUGGAUAAUCAAUUAUCCAAACAAAUUAAAUAUUAUCCUAAAGAAGAUAUAUUAUAUGAUAAAUAUCAACAUGCAAUAUAUGAAUUAUUUAAUGCUGAAAUAAAUAUCUAUUGUAAAAUAAAUAAAUUAAUUCAUAUAUAUCAACGACCAAUGUUAACGUAUCGUAUAAUUUCACCUGAAGAAUCGAUAAUCAUUUUUUCCGAUUUGCAACGUUUAGCUGAAAUUCAUUCAAAUUUUAUUAAAAAUCUUGCCAUGCUUCAGAAAAACGGUUUAUUUGAAUGUCCAGCAAAUGCUAUGUUUGAAUUUACUAAAUCAUUAUAUUAUUAUCAAAUUUAUUGUUCAAAUUUAAUUCAAUCUAGAAAAAUUUUGCAUAAAAAAAUGCAACAAAAACAAUUUGUUAAUUUUUUACAAUCCGAAAGAAUACGAAAAUACGGUGAAAAACUGGAUUUAGCAUCACAUCUAGAUCAACCACGACGACAUCUAAUGAAAUAUCCAUUAAUAUUGGCUGAAAUUUGUCGCCGAACUGUUGAUCAACAAGAAAUUGAUAAAUUGAAUAAACUUAAUCAUCAUAUAACAACAUUCAUCAGUCAAAUCGAUGCACAAAUCGAUGAAAAUAAAUUUCAUGAUUUGAUCAACAAGUUUUCAAUUCGUAACAAAAAUUCUAUCAAUAUCAAGAACAAGAUAAUUUCCACUUGUACACGAUUAAUAUUAUUAUCAUCUGUUCAUUGUUGGCCAAAAAAAUGGCCAAAAAAUUGUCUCAUUCUUUUUGAUCGAUUACUUAUAUUGGUUCGUUGUUCACCUUUGGGUAAUAAAUUUCUUAUUCGUUCUGAAAUCGAAAUUGGCAAUGAUCUGCAUUAUCAUCAUAAAAUGAAAAAUUCUAAUCAUAAAAAUUUUAAUAAUUCAACAAAACGUCAUUCAAAAUGGCUACGAUUAUAUUCAACAAAUGAAUCAAUCAAUUUUGAUAUAACAAUCAAAUUCAAACAACAAGAUGAUCGUAUCGUUUGGUUACGAUAUUUAGCAACUUUAUUCAAUUUAAUAGCUAGAUGA
Dermatophagoides pteronyssinus (European house dust mite) is the source of this 1195-nucleotide messenger RNA. Its product is annotated as neuroepithelial cell-transforming gene 1 protein-like. Gene Ontology annotation, molecular function: guanyl-nucleotide exchange factor activity. NCBI's taxonomy places the organism in Eukaryota, Metazoa, Arthropoda, Arachnida, Sarcoptiformes, Pyroglyphidae. Gene Ontology annotation, biological process: positive regulation of Rho protein signal transduction. The record is from RefSeq and is a predicted model, not a curated record.